AUGCAGCCUCGCUUAGUUAUCAAGUACGGUGGACCAUCAAGUGCCGCCUCGGAACAUCUCCUCCCCGAGAUCUACGGCUUGGCCAGCCUCGACUGGACCGCUGCUUACCUGGACGCGACCCUGGUGAAUAGGGCUUCCUCUCCUAGACAUGCCGACGCCGACGCCGACGCCGAUCGGCUAAGAGUGGAGCUGUCAGCUUUCGAAGCGGAACGCCGAGGGUGCGUGCUGAAGCUCGGAACGGCCACCGCACGAGGCGAGACCACGUCCCUACGGUACGACGGCGAGGGACGUCGCUUCUGGCUGGCGCCGGAGCGCAUCACGGACGCGGGCCAAUGGGGUUCCCAGGGACCAAAGCCGGCGGGGCUCGUGGAGCCGAUGGAUACGCCAGAGCAUUCGAGUGGAGGGGAGGAGGAGGAGCAGCAGCCGGAGAGUGAAACGUCGCGCAAGGACGAGCCGAGCGGCGUCGGCUUUCCGGAUCAUGGCGCUAGGGACGACAGCAAUGCCGAGACCUUCGACUCGGGACCCUCCAGUCUCUGGCCGAGCUGGCCGGCGACUGCGGUGAGUCGAGUCCUCACAAAGCGAAGUAGUAGGGAGAACGUCGGGAGCGACGGGCAACUCGGGAGCGAAGGGGACGUCAGCAGCCAUGAGUCAGCCAGGAACGACAGACAUGUCAAGAGGCGCGAGGAGUUCAGGCUGUUCGAAAACUUUGACGCCGACGCCAAAGCACUGCGGGAACUGAUCGAAGAGCGGAGCGUGUCCCUCAGCCGGUCGAUGCCCAAGGUCAAGCCACGGGCCGUCCAUGCCAUCAUCGGCCUCCUCGGCAUCUUCCUAGGUCUACUUUUAAGUAUAAUCGGCCUUUCGUUUGUGUUGAUCUUGGAACUAAGCCGGGAAACGCUCGUGCAGCUGCAGAUGAUCUUCUUUGUCCUCUUCUUGCUGUGCCUGGUCAUCACGGCGGCUGCCAUCGUGUUUACGUUGCAAAUCGCGCCGGCCGAGCGGAUCUUGCUGGGAAUAUAG
This is a messenger RNA of Fonsecaea nubica, 1014 nucleotides long. RefSeq lists its product as hypothetical. The transcript has 4 exons. The record is from RefSeq and is a predicted model, not a curated record. Bases 1 to 1014 code for a protein of 337 amino acids. NCBI's taxonomy places the organism in Eukaryota, Fungi, Ascomycota, Eurotiomycetes, Chaetothyriales, Herpotrichiellaceae.